CGUCACUUGGCAGCUAGCUACUACAUUUCCCAUGAGCACUCGCUCCGCUCAACUACACAAGACAACAUGGCGGCGAUCGGAGCUUACCUGAAGAAUGUCUGGAACAAAGAGCCUGUUAUCCUGACCUCCUGUGCGGUUGGAUUGAUUGGUUUUGUUCUUCCAUUCAUCAGCCCCUAUACAAAGUAUUCAGGAAUGAUCAAUAGAGCUACGCCAUACAACUACCCAGUACCUGUGCGAGACAAUGGAAACAUGCCUGAUGUCCCCGCUCAUCCAUGUGAACCCAAAGGAAAUAAUCUGGAAUGGCUUAAAAAUCUAUAACUUCACAUUCUCCCAACCAAUGUCCACGCUUUUCGUCUCGCUCAAAUCUGACCACAUAGCUGCUCCAUUUAUCAAUGUUCCACAAUAAAGACUAUAUAAUUCUA
Scophthalmus maximus (turbot) is the source of this 422-nucleotide messenger RNA. It is a transcript of the gene ndufa3, whose product is annotated as NADH:ubiquinone oxidoreductase subunit A3. Lineage: Eukaryota; Metazoa; Chordata; Actinopteri; Pleuronectiformes; Scophthalmidae. The transcript has 4 exons. Gene Ontology annotation, cellular component: mitochondrial inner membrane. The record is from RefSeq and is a predicted model, not a curated record. Bases 67 to 318 code for a protein of 83 amino acids.